AUGGCGUCCUUGGGUUCAUUUCAGAGCUCCGAUACGGCCUCAGAUCCUUCAGCCGAAGCCUCGAAGAGCUACAAUGGAAAGCUUCCCGACAAAACGACGUUCAUAGCUACGCUUUCCGGUGGUGCUUUCAUCAUUGGGCUCACAGGUGCGACUAUAUAUGGUCUGAGAAAAGCAAAAAUGCAAGCGCUGAAAGAGGCACAGGAGCUGGCCGAGGCUUCGAUCGCGUCGGCGUCGGCGACGGCGAACCAAGCGACUCAGCCUGGGUCGACUUUGAAUUGGGAUGCGGCUGCUAGGUUCGCAGUACCUUCAUCACUGUCAGGAACAGGUCAACCAGGCAACGUACGAAAAAGAGCGGAGAAAUCAGCGGCGGGUGAUGAGAGGGCGGAACUGGAAAGCUCCAAGAGCAGAUUUGCCCUGUUCCGCCAAUGGAGUGCUGCCAUUCUUAAUCCGUCAAAGAGGUCCGAUGGGGGAUCAGCAUCCAGAGCGCCCACGUCGGUAUUUGACGACGAGACGGGAAUGUUACUUAGCGUGCUACGAAAGCGCAAAGCAGCUCCAAUGCUUCCUGCAGUGACGUCGAAUAGUUGCCCAGCUCGACCCGAGCUUUCUUCCAACGCAACGAUGCCGUCCGUAGCAAAAGCCACAGCUGCAUGCUCUCCUUCGACCGACACCAAGAUCGAUUACAGUGAGAUGGAUUCCACACUCGAUUUUCUCGGCCUUUCAACUCCCGUACCCGCAGACGAGCAACAAAGACUCAAGGAGUUGGAAGAAUCUGCCGCAAGCGAAACGGGUCCGAGGGGAUUCUUCGAGUCCCCUGUGGGACUUUCGUUGAAGGCAUUCCUGAUCGCCACAUCGAUCGUCACAUUUUCAACGCUCGCAACGGUGGAAGUGACAAAACGAGCGUUGGGUGUCGAAACGAUGGACGAGUUUGUGGUGGCCAUGACGAACAUCAUUCCGAGCCGGAAGAAAGGUGAAGCCAGCUUGGAGGGUGUGGCACCGCACAUGCGCGUUGCUCGCGGUGGAGCCGAGGCGGAACCUCAGGUACCAAUGCCAGCUGCAGCGGCACCUAAAUCGGUCGACCAAGCACUGACGGACCUGAGCAACGCAUCGAGCUUCGAAGAGUGGAUGUCAACUCUCAAAACACAGCUGGACACGGAGCGAGAUUUCGAAGUGGCGCGCAGAUUUGCUAGUGUCGAUACGUCUGCCUCCAACGACUCGAUCUCAACGUCUCGCGUAAGGCCGUACCAUGUUCACUCGGCGCUGGAAUUCGAGCAUUUUGAUGGCAGUGUCGAGGAAUCCGUCUCUUUCUUACGCUCCGUGCUCGCCAUCUCGCCCAUCUUACCAUGCACAGCGUUCGGCCUGGGCCUCAUCUCGGGCGUCCUCACAUCGGGUCGUCGAGCUGGACUGGUGUUUAUGGCCGAAAACGCGCAUCGCUUACCAGACACGGUGCAAGGAUGGUACUUUUACUCCAAGACGAAAAAUUACAAGGUGUUGCUAGGAGCUGCCAAAGGUGGACUCAAGCAAGGUGCAAGGUUGGCUGUCUGGACGACUGGGUUUUGCCUGGCUGAACGCGUUGCGGAGCUGACGAGAGGCUCGAUUGAGAAGCAAUUUGGUGCAGGGAGGGGUAACAGCGAUGGAAUCAUGCUCUCAGGUCAUUGGACAGAUGGAGCGCUGGCUGGCACAGCUACGGCAGCCGCUGCAACAGCGCUGUACAGGUUGCCGAGACCGUCAGCGGUGCGAGUGUUUCAAUUGGGAUUGUUGGCUGGUGCGAGUACAGGUGGGAUACGUGAUUUCCAGGAGAGGCUGCUGCAUAAAGAAAUCGGAGGUGUUGCUAGCCAUACAUGA
This is a messenger RNA of Mycosarcoma maydis (corn smut), 1842 nucleotides long. RefSeq lists its product as uncharacterized. The record is from RefSeq and is a predicted model, not a curated record. Bases 1 to 1842 code for a protein of 613 amino acids. Lineage: Eukaryota; Fungi; Basidiomycota; Ustilaginomycetes; Ustilaginales. The transcript has a single exon.